AUGGCACUUCUUUCGCUCUGGCUGAUCAUACUCUGCCUGGUCUCAGCAGUAUUCCCAUGGAGCGCUCCAAGCGACGUCAAAGUCGAGGACGUAGCUUUUAAGGACUAUCACGACCUGUGGCAUGGCUACAGAAAAUCACCGAUCUUGGCUCCUCAUCUUGAGAUCAGAAACAUGGCGCAGCAUGGGAAUGAGCAUACGAAGCGGUGGUAUGGGAUGGAGCAGCUCGGAUCAGGCGCUACGCAGGCUUCGGGGAAUGUGCAGCCUUGGCCGGUCACAUGCACCACUCCAGAGAUCAUCCAGACCUUGAAAUAUUGCUACGUCGACGAGCGCUCACACAAGAACCUUGAGAAGAUCAUAGCUCAGAGCACCGCAAAAUGA
Fulvia fulva is the source of this 378-nucleotide messenger RNA. RefSeq lists its product as uncharacterized. The record is from RefSeq and is a predicted model, not a curated record. Lineage: Eukaryota; Fungi; Ascomycota; Dothideomycetes; Mycosphaerellales; Mycosphaerellaceae. The transcript has 2 exons. Bases 1 to 378 code for a protein of 125 amino acids.